GCGGGCGCCGGGACCCCGGGUGGAGCGACAGGUCUCGGGCCCUCAGGCGGAGCGGCGGGCGCCGGACCCCCAGGUGGAGCGACAGGUCUCGGGCCCUCAGGCGGAGCGGCGGGCGCCGGACCCCCGGGUGGAGCGACAGGUCUCGGGCCCUCAGGCGGAGCGGCGGGCGCCGGACCCCCAGGCGGAGCGGCGGGCGCCGAGUCACCAGGCACGACAGUGGGCUCCGAGUCAACUGGCAUGACCGCUGGCACUGGGUCAGACAUUGGAUCGUCUGGCUGGACAGCGGGCAUCGGGUCACCAGGCAUCAGGUCAUUUGGCUCGACCGCGGGCACCGCGUCAUCUGGCAAGGCAGUGGGCUCCGAGUCAACUGGUAUGACCGCGGGCACUGGGUCAGACAUUGGAUCGUCUGACUGGACAGCGGGCAUCGGGUCACCAGGCAUCAAGUCAUUUGGCUCGACAGCGAGCACCGCGUCAUCUGGCAAGGCAGUGGGCUCCGAGUCAACUGGCAUGACCGCGGGGCAC
Staurois parvus is the source of this 522-nucleotide messenger RNA. NCBI's taxonomy places the organism in Eukaryota, Metazoa, Chordata, Amphibia, Anura, Ranidae. The record is from the annotation of a GenBank genome assembly.